Messenger RNA from Cladophialophora carrionii CBS 160.54, 1563 nucleotides. Its product is annotated as calcium/proton exchanger. Bases 1 to 1563 code for a protein of 520 amino acids. Gene Ontology annotation, biological process: intracellular calcium ion homeostasis; calcium ion transmembrane transport. Gene Ontology annotation, molecular function: calcium:proton antiporter activity. Gene Ontology annotation, cellular component: fungal-type vacuole membrane. The record is from RefSeq and is a predicted model, not a curated record. The transcript has 2 exons. Lineage: Eukaryota; Fungi; Ascomycota; Eurotiomycetes; Chaetothyriales; Herpotrichiellaceae.
AUGAGUCGUCAAGAUCCAGCACCGUCAAACACAACCCACGGGAAAUCACCCUCCUCCAGCACAUCUCCCUUGGUUCAUCGCACCGACGGCAACAGCAACAACAGCAACAACAGUCAUGAACAUCCCUCGCACUCAUCCUCGCACCACACCGGCGCAGGCGGCCUCCUGACGAUCCACCACGAAGGCGAAUCCGGCCGGUCCGGCAUGCAUCUCCGCCCGUUCGCGUACAUCCUAUGGCGCUCAUCGUCGCAAGUCUCGAUGCUGGUCAACGUGCUGUGGCCGUUCGUCCCCGCGGCCAUCAUUCUGCACUACCUCCCUGGCGACCACACCGCCACGCUGGACAAAUGGAUCUUCGCGACCGCGUACGUCGGCAUGGUGCCCUGCGCCAACCUCCUCGGCUUCGCAGGGCAGGAACUGGCGCGCAAAUUACCCAAAGUGGCGGGCAUCCUGAUCGAGACGGCGCUGGGCAGCAUCGUGGAGAUUGUGCUGUUCAUGAUCCUGAUCGCGAAGCAUCGCGAGGCCGACGACAACGACGACACCUCGGCCGAAGAAGGCAACCUCAUCCCCGUGAUCCAGGCGGCCAUUCUGGGCUCCAUCGUGACCAACCUCCUGCUGUGCCUGGGACUGUGCUUCUUCGUCGGCGGCCUGCGGCAGCACACGCAGACCUUCCACGCCGUGGUGUCGGAAGUGGGCUCGGGCCUGCUCCUGGUGGCCGGGUUCGGGCUGGCGAUCCCCAGCGCCUUCUACUCGGCGUUGAAGGGUGAGACGGCGACGUCCCACAACUUCACGCGACAAAAGCUCCAGGACGACGUGCUGCAGAUGAGCCGCGCCACCAGCGUGAUUUUGAUGGUCGCGUUCGCCAUCUACAUCUUCUUCAACGCGCGCAGCCAGCACGGCAUCUUCGACGAGAUCCUCGAGGCCGACGAGCGGCAGGACGCCGACCACGCGCACGACCUGACCAAGGAGAAGCUGACGUUGACGGAAUGCGUCGUGGCCAUCGCCGCCUCGCUCACGCUCGUCACCCUGCUGGCCGUGUUCCUGGUCGAGCGCAUCGAGGUCAUCGUGCGCACGGGCGGCGUGCCGGACCAGUUCCUCGGCCUGAUCCUGCUGCCGCUGGUCGAAAAGGCCGCCGAGCACCUGACCGCCGUGGACGAGGCGUGGGACGGCCAGAUGAAUUUCGCCCUGUACCACUGUCUGGGGCCGAGCAUCCAGACCGCGCUGUUCAACGGCCCGCUCGUCGUCGUCGUCGCCUGGAUCCUCGACAAGCCCAUGGACCUGAACUUUGAGAUCUUCAUGGUCGCCUUGCUCGUGCUGGCCAUUCUGGUCGUCGGCAAUUUCCUCCGUGACAAGGAGAGCAAUUACCUCGAGGGCGCCUUGUUGGUGAUCGUAUACAUCAUCAUCGCUAUUGCAGCGUGGUACUAUCCCGAUCCCGACGUCGCGACAUCGAACGAGUUCGACGGCAUCGGAGCAGGAGCGGGAGCAGUCGUCGCUGCCAGCAACGCGUUUAAAGUACAUAUCCCGAGUGCGAGUGCAUCUCUGUUGCAACUCAGGGUUCAAGGAUAA